This is a messenger RNA of Sardina pilchardus (European sardine), 3288 nucleotides long. RefSeq names its product DnaJ (Hsp40) homolog, subfamily C, member 27 (gene dnajc27). NCBI's taxonomy places the organism in Eukaryota, Metazoa, Chordata, Actinopteri, Clupeiformes, Clupeidae. The record is from RefSeq and is a predicted model, not a curated record. Gene Ontology annotation, cellular component: phagocytic vesicle; lysosome; late endosome. The coding region runs from base 299 to 1117 and encodes 272 amino acids. The transcript is spliced from 8 exons. Gene Ontology annotation, molecular function: GTP binding; GTPase activity. Gene Ontology annotation, biological process: phagosome-lysosome fusion.
UUUUUAAUGAUAGGUCGUGAUUAAAUGGAAGAUGCAAAUAUCUGAUGCCAUGAGCUGAGAUAUGGCAUUGCUUCACUUGAUUUCUAGCUGCAAAUGCGAUGCUGAAUCUGCUGGCAAGGAUAAGAAUAUUGGCAUUCCUCAAGCGGUGAAGGCUGACGUUAGCCAGCUGCUAGCGAUAUAUGGCUUGCUGACCAGCUCAGCUUGCUAGCUAAACCAUGCAACUGUUAACGUUACCCCGUAUUUAGCGUAAUUUUUCAUUCUUGUUAUGGUCUGUACACCCAGCAUAGAUUGAGUCAUUAUGGACACAAAUGUGCAAAAAAGACGUGAAAAGAAGUCAUUGCGUGUGAAGGUUAUCAGCUUGGGCAACGCUGAAGUCGGGAAGAGUUGUAUCAUUAAACGCUAUUGCGAGAAGAGGUUUGUUCCCAAAUACCUGGCCACAAUUGGAAUUGACUAUGGGGUCACCAAGGUUCAAGUCCGUGACCGGGAAAUUAAAGUGAACAUCUUUGAUAUGGCAGGGCAUCCUUUUUUCUAUGAGGUACGUAAUGAGUUUUACAAAGACUCCCAGGGGGUGAUCCUGGUGUAUGAUGUGGGGCUGAGGGAGAGCUUCGAUGCCCUAGACAGCUGGCUGACCGAGAUGAAGCAGGAAAUGGGCUCCCAGGCUAACAUGGAGAGCAUCGUCUUUGUUGUCUGUGCCAACAAGGUGGACCUGACUAAGAGGAGAGUGGUGGAUGAGAGUGAGGGCAGGCUGUGGGCUGAGAGUCGAGGCUUUCACUACUUUGAGACUUCUGCACAGAGUGGUGAGGGCAUCAGUGAAAUGUUUCAGGCCUUCUUCUCGUCUAUAACGGAUAUGUGUGAGAACGGAGGGAAGAGGCCAACACCAGAGGUCAACGCAGGUUUCACCAAGGAGCAGGCGGACACCAUCCGUCGCAUCCGCAACAGUAAAGACAGCUGGGAUAUGCUGGGGGUGAAACCAGGGGCCACACGGGAGGAGGUGAACAAAGCCUACAGGAAGCUGGCGGUUCUUCUCCACCCAGACAAAUGUGUGGCACCGGGCAGCGAAGACGCCUUCAAGGCCGUAGUGAAUGCUCGCACCUCACUCCUCAAAAACAUCAAGUAGGGUUGCAGAAACGUGUUUUCCAUUUGUACUCCCAUCUGAACACUCCUCAGAAUUACUGUCCAAGAGGCAGGGUGUUGGGGAUGGGUCUACCAUUCUUUUAUCCACCACGACAGAAAAUCACCAUGGAUGUGCCACAAUACCUUUCAUAUCUCAAGGGUUCACUGUUGUUAUGUUAUGUUAUUUAAGUUCAUAUUUAAUUAAAAUAUAGUUAUUAUGCCUAUUGAUUUGUUAAAGUUAGCACCAACAUUAUUUAAUUGUACUAAUGGAAACCCGAAUGAUAUGAUUGGUACCAAGCUGGGGGUGCUUUUCUGACUUGUUAGUUAUUUUGUUAAGACUGGUAUUAUUACCUUCUACAACAGACAUUUAUACAGUGGUCCCCAUUUUGCUUUCAUAGUCAGAAUGGUGGCCCUGGAGUCACAAUCAGUUGAAAAGCCUUGCUCUACACGAUUGAGCCUUGGAGAGAGAACAUUACAAUAGGAAGCGAUUCAUGAUGUAGUUGGAGCUAACAGAUGUCUGUUGUGUUGGUCAGUUCUGUGGAGGUUCAUGAUUGAGCAGUUUAUUUUUGGGCUCAUUAAAAAAAAGUGAAAUCUGUUUACUAGAAGCAUGCAAUUUGCAAUAUUUGUUUUUCUAAUUGAAUCUCUAAUCAUGCUCUGAAUUGUUCACUCCACACGUUGAGUCAGUUUAGUCAGUUCACUUUUUCUGACUGAGUUAUAUCUCCGUCUAAGAAAAUUGCAUCCUGUUACUUCAACAACAGAAAGAUUGGCCACUGCAUUCAAGACAUUUGUGUUAAAAACAUGGACUCUGACUGACUUUCUUGAUUGGAGUAGUCUGAUGGGUUUCUCAUUACCAUUGUAUUACACAAGGUCCUUGAGUGAUCUUGCGAGACCACUGAGAUCGUGGAAGACCACUAAUGGUGUUAGCCUACCUGCAGUUUGUCCUUUGUGUGUGAGCUUAAAGUAAUCCUUUCCUAGCGGUCCAAAGACCUUCAUGUCGACCCAUCCUAACACCCGAUUACCUCAACCACUCAGACAAAUACUGUGUAAUCAUAUCCUGCAUUUAACCACAAACAAUGUUUUUUUUUUUUGGCUUGGUUUUUUUCUGUUUAGUGACCACAAGAUGGUGCUUGUGGUAGUCGCCAUUUUGUAUGUACUCGUUGUCAGUGUUUAUAUGUACAGCAAGUACUACAGUAUAAGGUUAUUAAAUGAAAAUAUAUGCUUAUUUAUUGAAGAAAAAUAUAGCCUAUAUAUGGUGUGAAAUCUGUAUAAAUUGGUAUUGUGAUCUUGAACCACAAGUGAAUGAAAGACCUCUACACUUUUGCACGAAUUCUACACAGAUGUAUCAAAAUCUAUGUAGUUAGAAAGAUAUUCAUUUAAAAACUCUGAAAGACAGUCAUUAUAGAUGUUGACUUCAAAUCUGCACUUUCACUCCAGACCUUUAAAAAUGGAAUUGAUAUCAUAGUAUUCUACAGAUGGUAGUUUCCUCGAGAAAAAAAAAAAGUAGUGAGAGAAGUUGCUGUUAAAGCAUAACCGUUUACAAUAACAUUUCCCUUAUUAACUUGGACAUGCCAGCUCACCAGCUGCGAUUUCAAAUUACAUUUUGAGCCUGUAAAAUUGGUGGGUCAUAAUUUUUGGCGGAAGUACAAGUUACCAUAGAAAUUCAGGCUUCCUUUUUCUUUUUCCCAGGUUAUUAAAAUGUGGUGCCAACAAGGGAAUGUUUCCACAAUGUUUACAUUAAACUCUUUAUACUCUUGGUACUGUUAAACAAUAUGUUUUAAGCAGAGCUUCAUUUUUGCAUACGAUAUGAAUGCACCAUAUCAUCUUGGUCAGAAUUUUCUGUUUGAAAUAGUGCCAAAUACUAGCCAACGGAUGACUCUUAGCGGCACUUGUUUAUACUAUAAUACAGGCGAAACACUACCAUGAGAUAUCCUUCUUUACAAUAUUUGCAUCUUGUUUAAUGUUUUGUUUUGUUGAAGCUUUGAGCACCAAUAUCAUUGAGUAGCUUUUAUUCUGUUUAAUAUGAAUUACUUGAAGUAUUUAUCUUUUUUGUAAGUUUUAUCCAUUUAUCUGAAAUUUGGAAGACGUUACAUUUCUUAGUGUGUUCUAUUUUAAUUCUCUGGAAUGAAUGCGUAUGCUGUAAAUAUGAUCUAUUAAAUUUUAUGUUAUCAAAAGUUG